Molecule: messenger RNA, 2808 nt
Organism: Pyricularia oryzae 70-15
Lineage: Eukaryota; Fungi; Ascomycota; Sordariomycetes; Magnaporthales; Pyriculariaceae
Exons: 2
Coding region: 1-2808 (935 amino acids)
Source: RefSeq, a predicted model, not a curated record
AUGGCAUCCUGCAACGUAGAUCCUGACGGGUUUGGCCCGGAGUCUGCACUCGCGUACUGUCUAGAUGAAUCUCUAGGAGAGCCGCUGCUGACUGACCACCGCUUCAACCCACUACAUCCGUCACUGUUCACCGAUAUUGUCAGCCAAGUUCCUGAGAACAUGAUCGAUGAUGGCACGCUCCAGCAAUUGCCCUCUGCUAUUACAGAUUUGACAAUCGAGCAAUGGGAGGUUGGGAAAGACGAGAUCAAUUUCAUCAAAGAGGCAAGCCGGAGCUUCUCCGAGGAGGAUGUCGAGACGCCCAUCAAGCAGGCUUUCCUGCAAAGUCUGCCCAGCAGGCCAACCCAAUUGGAGCUUCCCCUAUUGACUCUUGCUAGCCAAGCAGAGUCUCGAGAAAUGCUUAAUCGUCUCGCCACUGUUCCCCCAGUGUCCCUGGUGUUUGAUGAGAUACCCAUGGAUGAUUUGGGUGCAGAUAAGGGUGAAGGCUUAGAAUUUCCGCCAUCCGCUUACACUUGCCAAAUAAACAUGGAAAAUGAGCUCCAGGAGAAACUUGAACUCACAAAAGAAGCUGUUUGCUACCUGGCAGAAAUAGUCAGGGUUGACCGCUCCGACUUGGAGGCUACACUGGAUAUCAAAGACAUGAUGCCGCCAGCAAGACUCAAUAGACACGAUCUUCGCCUGACACCUCCUGCCACUCCCAGAUUCUCACACAUGCAGUCAGAACCCUGGGUGCCCGGUUCAGAUGGUGUCGAUAUCCCCUCACCCUCAGAGCCCAGAUCUUUACUCAGCGACGACCUGAAAGCAAUUGAAGACCAUAUAUUCCAGACGGACAACGAACCCCUGUCUGGAGGCUCGCCGCUGGCAAACUGUUCGCCAGUCCAGGGUACUCUGUUCACCUCGACACCUGAGGACGAACCAGCAAUUCCGGUGCGAGAUCACAAGAAGAUUGACGGCUUCAAGCUUGAGCUCCCUCUAGUUGCAAAUACUAUUGAUGAGCCAUCAGGUAUAAAUCUGCUCAUAGAUGGCAUUGAGCCCUUUGUCAUCGACCAAGAGAUCGGAGACAGGGACACUGCGAGUUUAACAGCUCUUCUGGAGAUUGAUGCUUCGGCUCAGCUCCGAGAGGCAGCAGAUAAAGUGAGAAAGUUAUCAGAACAAGAACAGAUCGAGCCCCUUGAUGGUCUUGCCAGACUUAAACUGCCGAUGAUAGACACCACUCCACCAGAGGCUGACUGGAAGGAUGUCGUCAGAGAAGAGAAGCAAAUGCUGGCAUAUAUAAUGGAGCGACAUUCUGAUGAGUUUCAGGUAGCUAAAUGGAAAAUCGACAAAAGAGCUGAAAGGGAUCUUCCAUGGCUCAUGAGUUCAUCGACCGGUAUUGUUCUCGGGGACGAAGUGCUAGAAGAGGUCGACGAAAGUGCUCUGCAUGAGUUUUGUGCCUUUGACGAUGACGUUUUAGGCAUUUCAGCACUCUCCCGGAAGAUCAAAGAGCUUGCUCUCCUCAGGCGAGCUGAUGAUCUCGAUGACGAUGAUCUGGAGCCAGCAUUCGCUAGGAAACCAACACCGGUUCCAACGCCGGCGUCUGCCCUACCUACUCCAGAAAAUUCCGAGGACCUGAUGACUUGUAUUCGGAAGAAGAGAAAAGCAUUGGAAGCCCUCCAGUCUUCGCCAUUUACAAAACGGGCCAAGUGCAGACCACCAUUGAACGGCGAGGAGACACUUCUUAUAGGGGACAAAUCUCCUGAGGGUGCCAAAUUACUGGCUUCAUUCCUAGAGCUGAAUGGCCAUGGCAAGGCUCCACCUCGCCAGAGUCAGUACUUCCGAGCAAGCGCAGGUGACGGAGCAAGCCGUGAUAGCUGCAAUUCAAAACAGCCUGCAAACAUACCACAAGAGAAACCGUCAGACAAGACAAAUGCCAUGUUAACGACCAAGAAUUCUCAGCAGUGCACCACCAACACACCCGGAGAUGUUCCAUCAAAUAUCGCCAAGCCAGCACCUGUGCCUCGCAUUCAACUUCCCGACUUUCCGCUGAAGUUGGUUGUUUCAAUCAGCCUACCUAGAGACCUUGUUCGACUGCUUGAAAGGCUUCUUCAAGGCGUCGAGCUGAUAGAAAGGGACUAUAAUGCUUACAACUACUCAACGUGGGCAGCUGGCACCUCGGCUCCAUCGACCAUCAUAUCAUCGCUUGGAGAAGAAGCAGACAUCACUCUGUCUCCCGGAGUAGGGGUCAUUCUCACAUCAACCGUACACGUGCGGCAAGGGCCUUUUCAGGGCUGUGACGGCGACAGUAUUUUGCAGCGACAAGUGCGCAAGACUUGCCGACGAUACGAGCGCCUGGUGGUUCUGGUUUCGGACAAAAGCCUAGAUGACACCAUUCUACCAAUGGCACCGGCAGACGCGCUUGCAUUUGCCGAGUUCCAGGCCUUUGCUCGGAGCCUUCAAGACGUUGCAGAAGUCAGCGUCUUUUGGGUCGGAGGUGGGCAGACUUCCCUAGCUACAUGGGUAGCCUCGCUAGCCACGGAGUGCGCGUCGCUCGAACAGGCCCCGUUCUAUCGGCUCCUAUGUCAGGGUGAGAGUCACUGGGAACUGUUCCUUCGCCGAGCAGGGAUGAACACUUUUGCUGCUCAGAUGGUGUGCGGACUGCUCCAAAGUCCAUACGGAACGGAGGCGGCUAGCUUCUUGGGCGGUUCGGGACUUGCGGCGUUUGUCAACAUGUCGGCAAAUGAGAGGGCUCAGAGGUAUACGUCUGUUCUUGGAGGUCGGAGAGUUUUGGAUCGGGUAAGCGACGUGGUUGAUCAAAAUUGGGGCCGGAUGUAG